This is a messenger RNA of Klebsormidium nitens, 1123 nucleotides long. Lineage: Eukaryota; Viridiplantae; Streptophyta; Klebsormidiophyceae; Klebsormidiales; Klebsormidiaceae. The record is from the annotation of a GenBank genome assembly.
GCCGUGCUAUGCACGGCGAUCUGCACGGCGCCAGAACCCCUGUCCACAACGACAUCCUUCUCCAUUUGACUUAGGCACCUGCAACGAUGGCGCUUGUCCACGCGGGGUGCCGAUCAAUGUUGACAAGCGGGCUGGCAGUGUCCCCCGCCAGCGGAAUGCAGGGGGCACUCAAACCAAGGCCCAGUUCCUUCAUCGGAAUCAAGAGCUUUCUGGCGGGGCCGCAGGGGUGGACGCAGAGGCAACCGCACAUGAGACCGAGUCGCCUGCCGGAAAGGCGCCCGAUCAGUAUACGAGCGGCCACCGUCUCUAGCAAUGACUUCAAGACGGGUCUGAACAUCGUAGUUGAUGGCGCGCCAUACAGGGUGCAAGAGUUUUUGCACGUCAAGCCUGGCAAGGGCUCCGCGUUUGUGCGCUCCAAGCUCAAGAACUACAUCACCAACAACACGGUCGAAAAGACGUUCCGGGCGGGCGAAAGCGUGGAGGCUGCGGAGGUCGACAAGCGGACGAAGCAGUACACGUACAAUGACGGGGACCAACUAGUGUUUAUGGAUAUGGAAACGUACGAGGAGAUCCGAGUGACGAAGGAGAACGUGGGCGACAUGAACAAGUGGCUCAAGGAAGGCUCCGAGUGCGAAGUGGUGAUAUGGAACGGCCGCGUGCUGGCUGUCGAGUUGCCGUCGUCGGUCGUGCUCAAAGUCACGGACACGGACCCGGGGGUCAGAGGCGACACUGCGCAGGGUGGAUCCAAGCCUUGUACGGUGGAGACUGGAGGCACACUUCAGGUUCCGCUCUUUGUAAAUAUUGGCGACGACAUCAUUAUAGAUACAAAAGCAGGUAGUUACAUCAGCAGAGCCAAGGAUAAGAAGUAAGACCGUCUUCAACUCCUUGGGAGCUAGAUUUUGCUGCGAAUACAUGCCCGCGAAUCUCCUUCUUCAGACGAACUAAACUGGGAGGCUGGUUGAGAGACAUUGCAGGUUUAUGAAGCUUUGAAGAGGUGCUGAAGGAUUUUUCUCCGGAGCUGAUUAUGUUGACCCACCAGGUCCAUUGAAACAGAGGUUACACGCAUCAUCACUUUUCCCCCAAGCGCUUGUUUUCUGUUCUUCGCUUCUUGGAUGUAGUAGCC